Messenger RNA from Heterobilharzia americana, 8501 nucleotides. The record is from the annotation of a GenBank genome assembly. Lineage: Eukaryota; Metazoa; Platyhelminthes; Trematoda; Strigeidida; Schistosomatidae.
AAUCGAAAGACAAAUGAAUUACAUUAUCUGUAGACUAUUCGGUGUCAGCUAGUUUCAUUGCAACACAACUGUUUACUGUGGAUUGAUUAUUAUUUUACUUUUCAAUAAAUUUACCAACUUUUUCAUAGCCAAUAUAUAUGAAAGUGUAUUGUAAAGCUAAAAUGUCCUGAUGAAUUUUUUUUACAGUGGAUAUAUAAUUAAUUCAUAGUCGUUUAAUCAGGUACAGUGGAAUAAUUUGCUUUUUAAUGUACUUAUGAUAAGUUCCCCUAUCUGGAAUUAUUAUUCAUCGAAUUAAAAAGGAAGAAAUCAAACAGUUUGAUAAUGUUGCCAAAAAAGAAACGUUGGAUGGCUGCCGCACAUACUUCCCCUACAAAUCUUGCUUCACCUCCAUCAAUGACGACUGAAUCAAAUGUUGGCCCAAAGAAGCUAUGCUGUGAUACACCUAUGCAAACAAUUGGUUCUACGCCAAGAUCGUUAUCGAAUUCAAUAUCUUCUCCGCAACCACCGGUCAAAACUCUACCCACUGGAGGAGGUUUAUUGUCUGCUUCAGAUCCCUAUGGCAUGAGUACACUACAGCAACAACAACAACAUCAGCAAGCUUUUGUUAACCGGUCAGGAUCUAAUAUAUCCUCUGAAUAUAUACAUUGUGAUAAAUCUCAGACGACAACAUCUAGACAAUCUAGUCAUUCUAUAAGGUCUACCCCACCUGGGCGUCGAAAUGAUAUGAAUUCCAAUCUGAUCACGACAAUUUCUCAGUACCCUACGGAAUUACUGCAACAACAACCCGGAUUACUUCUUCAGGUGUUACCACAAGAAUAUCUUGCAAAUUAUGCUCAAAAUUUAGCUAAACUUAAUGCUAACAAAAAUCCUGUAGAAACAAUGCAUCUUUCACCUAAUGAUUAUUCUUUAGGAUCCAAAAUCAAUAAGACAGAUACUAUGCCUCUGCAGAAUAGUGCUUAUUCCCAAGGUUUAGUGCAACAGACUGAUACUCAGGGACGUCAGACGUAUAUACCUACCCAUAAUAAUAUGUCAAGUGCAUCUCUCAGGAUAAAAUGUUCUGAAAAUUCGAAGAUUCAGCGGACACCUCAGACUCUCAGGUCUAGUCCUGUGCAUAAUUCACCUGUGUUUCAAUGUCCAGCACCAACCAAUUCCCAGAGAUUUUCUCCCCCACCUCAUCCACCUCCUCGUCAUCUAAGUGGUUCUGGGGAACAGAUAAGAAAUACUAAACCAAUGACACAAAAUCAUCAAUUACCGGCUGGAUUUGAUUUACCGACAAUAUCUGCUGUAGCUCGUGCAGCUAGUAUGUUAUCUCCAUCCCAACUUGAAGCUGCAGCUGCUCUAUUAUCUCAAUGGGAUAAUGCUAGUCACUUAGCAUUGCUAGCUAAUAAUCCAUCGUACAGAAAUUUGUGCAAUAUUCCUGAGUUGUCUGGAAAUAAACAACCUUCCAAUUCCGGUCUUAGUUUUUCUCCAUUAAUUUCAUCAGAAUCAAAUCCUGUUUCCAGCAGUUAUAUGGACAAUCAUAUGCAGAAUACAUGCAGAACUGGUAUGCUAGCUGAUUCUAAAUCACGAAGGCUUAAUGAUUUACCAUUUGUCAAUCCCAGGACUAUUCCGUCGGUUUCAACGGGGACAAUGUCUGAUUUAAGAUAUUCUAGUAUGAAACCUAAUCCUUCUUUGCCUAGAUCAAUGGAAUCGACAAAUCGUUUAAAUUCUCGUUCUUCAACCCCUGUAAAUGAACCACAAAAAUCUGAUCAUAUGUGUUGUCCACCAUGGUUAACGGUGGAUCAAAGGACCUAUCCAAUAGAUUCUUCACAUUCAAAUAAACCACAACCUAGCCCACGUGACCAUAUAUUUGAGUUAGCUGACUCAAGGCUUGCUAUACUACAUGAUGCAAAACUAGCGUCUUUAAGCGUAGAUUGGCCUUCUUGUACAAUCAGUCAAAAUAUACCUAUGAGUAAAGCAAGUCGAACCAGAUCUUCGAGUUCUUUUUCAUCGACAGCUUGUCAAGCGGUUUCUGUUCCUAAUACACCUGAAUCAUCGUUUUCAGUGAAUCAGUUGCAUACAAAAACAGCUGAGAGAAAAUUUAGUACAUCCAGUUCAUCAUCAUCUUCGGCUUCUUUUGUAACUUCUGAGUCUGUCAAUAAAACUCAAAUUUCCGGUCAAUGCAGUCCUAAUCUUUCAGUCAGUUUCAGUUUUAAAGAACCUAGCGUACAUCCUCAAACAUCUUCCUGUUGUCAAACAAUUACACCUCCAUCUCCUAACAUUGGAAUGCCUAAAAUUCCUAACUCUACACAGUCACAAUUCUUAACUCAUUCUACAGAAAACUCCCCAAACGCCUAUUCUCAAUCUAGUCCAUUUGUAUCUAUGACUACAAAUUCAACUGUUUCUUGUAUUCCUACUGAAGUAACCAAUAAAACAGAAUGUGAUCGACCUAAUAUCUGGUCAAAUAAACUAUCGAUUCAAUCCGAACAAAUUAACAGGCAGACUCCAGUAGACUCUUCAAUUAUAACACCAAAUUCACAAAUACAACCAAAACAAGAUCCUAUAAAAAUUAAAAUCACCAGUGACACUAAUUUACCGGAUCAACGGUCUCAAAACACUUCAAUGCCAUUGAAAAAACGUCUUAUCCAACGCUAUGAAGCUGAUCGUAUAGAUAUUAAACCGCCAGAUUUGACUGCAUGCAAUUCUCCUAAGAAUGAGUUAAUUAUUGAUAAUGCUAGACUUCAGAAUAGGUCAACCUACUCAGAAAAUAUACAAAAUGAUCAAUAUUUAUCUGAAAACCGGUUUACUAUGAAAGAGAAUGUAGAAAAAAAUGAUUGUCAAGAAAAAAAAUUUAAACAGAGAAAACGUUCAAAAUAUAAUUCAGGAGGAGGAAUUUUAGGCUUAAAAAAUAAUGAAAGUAAACCUAUAAAAAUUAUAACAAAAUCUUCAUCGAAUAAUUUACGAAAACCAGGUGCAAAAUGUUUACGUAGAUCUAAACUUACUUUAUGUGAAACAGAAUUGAAUUCAGUUAAAUCAGAAUUUGAUCUAUCUAAUGAAGAUAGUUUAAAAACAAUCAUUUUAAGACGAUCUAGAAAGCAUAAUUCUAGUGUAAAUAGUACAUCUAGUCUAUCGCAUACAUCAUUAUGUCAUGAUUCAAUAAGAGGUACUGGGAGAAGAAGAAUAGCUGCUGUCAAUGGGAAUCUAAUGAUGAUGGUUACUGCUCGUGCUCAAAGAAGUACUAGUUCAGGUAGUAGUAGCUCUAGUCUUAGAAGUGUUGAAGGUGAAUGUAGUGAUAAUGAAGUAUGUCCAUAUUCUUCUUCAAGUUCAUCUACUAUUCGUUCAAAAAGUUCACUUGAUCGACAAUUAUCAUAUUCCAAAAUAUCAUCAUAUAAAUCCACUUUGAAAUGUAUAACUGGGAAUGCAAACAAUCAUUCAAUAAGUGUAGAUGAAUCACAAACUACACAUUCAUCUAUUGAUAAUACUAAUAAUGGAUCAAAGAAGUCUAAAAGAACAGGUGCUUUAACAGUGUCUACAACAACACUUUCAUCUACAGUGAAAAAACCUCGUCUAUCUACAAAACAUCAACAUACAGAUGAUGAUGAUGAUGAUAAAUUGAGAAAUAAUCAUAAAGAUAAUAGUUCAACAUUGUUAGAUCACAAUGACUCUAUAUCUGUGGUUAGUGAAAAUUCUUAUGAAAAUCCUAUACCAGAUGAAUUAUCAGCAGCAUUAGCUGAAGAGAAUUUACAAUUUGAAGAACUUGUAAAACAACUUCCUGGUCCACCUGAUUUAAAUCGUACAGCAAAUAAAUCGUUACAUUCUACGCAUUCAUUAAAUUUUUACAAACGUAGUCAACGUGUUUUUGUUCAACUAAUAAAUUGUAAUGAUCCAGGAUUGAAACAAGUACCAAAAUGUCGUGCUUGUCGUCAAACAAAAGUAUCUUAUCAUCAUAAUUCACCUUUAAAUAAUUUACUAAAUGGUAUCGAUUCUGAUGAUGAUAAUAAUGAAAAUAAAAUUUUAACAACUAAUGAAAUUUCUAGUCCAAAUAAUCAAAAUUAUUCAGAUGGAUUAGAUAAAAAUGUUCAAUUUAAAAGGCCACCUGGUCGACGAUCUACUACAGAAAAAAAUAAACAAAAAGAUAAUAAUAUAACAACAGAUAAAUCAAAGAGUAAACGUAAUACUAUUAUACAUUCACCAGUGUCUGUAUUCUGUCGAUUUUGGGGAUUUAGAAAAUUGUGUUUCAAUAGUCGUGGUGUACUAAAAGUAGCUGAUUUCUGUCAAUCAACUGAAUCGGAUGCUUCUGAACGUUCCCUUUGGGAGAUGUAUCAUCCAGUUUCACCAUUUCUGAGUACAUAUGCUGCGCGCUAUAUCUUGGAAUGUGCUGGUGGUUUAUUUUGUCAUCUACUCCAUCAAGAAUUGACCACUCUGAAUGGUAGUCAUUCAAAUCAGUUAGAACAUGAGAAGGUCAAGUCAACAGUUGGUAAAAAUGGGACAUGUCACUCAGAACUAUUAGAUGUCAGUAAAGAUGGUAAUAAUAUUCAGGUUGCUUGGAAAAAACCUGUGAAAGGAGUGCGUGAAAUGUGUGAUGUCUGCGAAACUACGAUGUUCAAUACACACUGGGUUUGUGGUAAAUGUGGUUACUCUGUAUGUACAGAUUGUUUAAAUGAAUCUGGGAUCUCCAAUCCUCUGACCAGUGGAGAUACCAAAGAGAAUGGAAAGCUCAAUGAGAAUAGUACAUCAGAAAAAGCAAAAACCAAAUAUUCACGAGGUCGUGGAGGUCCAUUUGGUUGGGCAUCAUGUACUACAACACGUCAAUAUCAUGAUCCAAAUAAACUUCUAUUAACAUCUUUACUACCAUCUGGUAUUAUAGGCAAAUUAAUUCAUCGAUUACAUCGUAUAGCUAAUUAUUAUCAAAUUAAUUUAGGUUGUCAUUGUUCUUCAACUAGAAUAUAUAAUGAUAAUUUUUCUAUGUUGAAAACAAUUAAAUCAUUGGAUAAUAGACAGCAUAUUGAUCAAAAUUCACUUAAUUUAUUAGCUGAUAUAGCUUUAAAAACAGAUGAAUUAAACACUAAUGAUACACAUGUUACUCAUUUUAUUGAUCCAAUGAUAGACUCAUCUAUUCCUAUUGUUACAAAUAAUGAUAUUAAAUUAUUCGAUAGUAAACAAAUAAAAAAAUUUCCAUCACAUAAUUGGAUUCAUUCUAGAAGUUAUAGUAUUAAAAAAGUCUGUCAAAAUGUUAAUAAUUUAACCAAUACUACUACUAAUAAUAAUAAUAAUAGUAGUAUUCAUGAUGAGGUAAAUACUAAAAAUUUUCAAACAAAAGAAAUGAAUCAUCAGUAUCCUGUUGUUCUACGUUUACAUUGUCCUGAUUCACCUGGAGUUAUAUUAGCAUUUCAAUCUCAAUGGAGAGUUAAUCAUCCAAUUAUUAUCUCUGGUUGCCAACAUAAAUUCACACGGGAGCUAUGGACUCCACAAAGUUUUUGUGAUGAUUUUGGAGAGUUAAAAACGGUACUGGUUGAUUGCGCUACUGGUGCUGAGAUUACACGUUAUUCCUUAAAAACAUUUUGGGAAGGUUUUGAAAGAAGAGAACGUCGAAUCACAAGUAAAGAUGGUCGUGCACUUUGUUUAAAACUCAAAGACUGGCCAACUACAGAUGAUUUUGCUGAGUUACAACCGAAACGUUAUUCAGAUUUAAUGUCAAAUUUACCAAUGCCAGAUUAUACACGACGUGAUGGUCAACUGAAUCUUGCAGCUAGACUGGCUUCCUUUUUUGUUUGUCCUGAUUUAGGCCCUAAGUUAUAUGUGGCCUAUGGAACUGUUGGUUCAAGUUCAGUCAGUACAACUAAUCUACAUGUGGAUAUUGCUGAUGCUGUCAAUGUUAUGCUGUAUGUUGGACAGUCAACAGAUUCUGUCAAUGAUAUGUUAUUAAAUGCUGAGACAGUAAUGAAUACUUUAAAGUCUGCACAUGUUGAUAUAAGCUAUCUUGAUAAAACUGUCAACUGGUUGAAUAGAAUCAAAUCAUAUCAGAAUACUGUUUGUAAUAAUCAUAAUAUUCAUGAAAGUGAAUAUGAUGAUAUUCCUGGAGCAUUAUGGCAUAUAUUUUUACCAGAGGAUUUGACUGUACUACGUGAAUUUCUAUCUAGAGUGAGUGAAGAUGAAACAGGUACAUCAGCUGAAUCAGGCAGUGAUCCAAUCCAUGAUCAAUUAUUUUAUCUAGAUCAACCAUUAUUAGAUCGUUUAUAUGAUUAUAUGGGAAUUCAACCGUGUACAAUUGUACAAUUUCUUGGUGAUGCUGUAUUCAUUCCAGCUGGAGCUGCUCAUCAGGUUCGCAACUUGAAUGGUUGUAUUAAGGCAGCUGUGGAUUUUGUCUCACCGGAACAUUUACCUCAGUGUUUCCGGUUAAUGGAAGAAUUUCGUCAGUUAUCACCUACACACCAAAAUCAUGAAGAUAAAUUACAAAUUAAGAAUAUGCUGUUCCAUGGAAUCAAAGAUGCAUUAUCAGUUCUAUUGACUAGUGGCAGUUGUAGCGACGCCGACGUCAGUGAUCGAGGUCGUAGUAAUCAGAGUCAAGUCAGUUGUUGCAAGUCAGAGCCAAACUCUGACCAAAAACUGUCCCAACGUAUAGACGGCUUUGAUAUACGAGCUAGAUCCUCCUCUUCAACUGGUGUUGGUGAUAGUCGAAUGGUUUCAGACAUUUCAGAUGUAAAGAUGGAUAUGGAAUCAGAGACAAUCCAUCAUAAUUUACAGGGUUAUGAUACAAAUACUCUGAAGCCGAAUAAUUCAAGAGGUGGACGAUGCAGAGGUAGACCAGGAAGACCUAAAGCAGUGGACCUAGUCGGUAAUCAGAGUAUUAGGCCACAUAGUUCAUCGUCUGGUUCAUCACCUUCUAUUUCACCGAAUCCAGUCUCUAAUUCUCCCUCAAUACCCAGUGUUCAUAGUGUUGUUACUGGGAGCAGUAGCUAUGGUGGUGGUGGUCCAGUGAACUCCAGUGCCCUAUCAAGUUCUUUUAAAAUUUCUUCAAAAGAUUCAGUUUGUACACCAUUUUCUACAGAGAAAAUAAAAGAUGUUAAGCCAAAUAUUAUUAUCACAGAUUGUGAUCGAAUUCCUACUACUACUACUACUUCUUCUUCUGUCUCCAUGUCCUCUUCAUUGUGCACUUCUGCAUCUAGUCCACCGGUGAAUUCAGAUGCAUCACAUAUCUUAUCCACCUGCUCCUUCCCAUCAUCAUCCUCCUCUACCACAUCCUCUUCAUUGUCAUCAUCAUCAUCAUCAUCACUGUUGCAGCAUCAAUACCAACAACAGCCUCUUCAACAACACCAAAAUGGUACUAGUCGUUUUCUGAAUCUAUCCAACAUUGAACACUUAUCAUAAUUAUCCUUCUUUGAAGUAUUGCCUGUUGUCAAUAUCUUCAGUCCAGAUGCUCUAAUAAACAUAUGUAAAAUAUGUUAAAUUUUUCUUUUGAAUAAUACAAGUGGAAAUCCACUUCUUAUGCCUAUCAUGUGAUUGUUUUACUAUUAGAUAUCCUGUUUACACAUUGAAUUGCUUACGCGUUUAUUGUUCCAGCUUUGUGCAAAUACAUAUCUCAGUGUGUGGAAGAACAAAGAGUGAAGGGGGGGGGUGAAAGAGAACUGAACUCCAAAGAGGAAGAAUUGGUUAGUUAUCAGGGUUCCCAACUCCCAUCAUCUAUAUAUCAAGAUGACUACCUACUUGUACAACUAAGCAAUACUGUUGUCUCUUGCCGUCUUGCGCCUAUUCAUUCAUUCAUCCAUUCUUCUAAGUCAGGCACCAUAUUCAAUGUGUUGUAAAAGAAUAUACUGAAUAUAAUCCUUUGUAUAGUCGAUAUAUUUUUUGUUCAUUGUUUUCUCUUCUUCCUGUUUUCUUCUUUUCAUUCCUUCAUUUUUUAAAACUUAAUGGAUUGUUGUAUUUUGUCCAGCUUCUUCGUGUUUGCGUGUCUGUGUCGAGUUGCCCUGUCUGUUCUUCUUUUAGUCUAAGUUUUUCUCCCUCUUCUUGCAUACACUGCAACACAGAAAAUAUACUAUUGACAAAUACUGUUAUCAGUAGUAUCAAGUGUUAAAACAUUGUCAUUCACACUACUCUAUUCUUGUAGUAUUUUGCACAUAUUUUCACACCCCGGUCAUAUUUAUUAAUUUGUGUGUGUAUGCGUGUGUGAAAGAGAGGGGGGGGGAUACUUUUCACCUUAUUUGCAUGGCACACAAGUGUGCGCAUACACACGCAUGUGCAUGGAGAUAUUAUCCGUAAGUUGGUUAUUUCCCUUGUUGUUUUCUUCAUGGUAAUCUUUCUUACCUUCCUUCUUUGUUUGGUUAUUUUGAUUUGUGGUCACUUCUUUAUAGAUUCCAGGAGUACAUAUUGUUAUUACUAUUAUUACUAUUAUUAUUAUGUAACCGAGAUAGAACUGAAUUAUUCCUUAGGCAAUUCUUCAUACUUAAUGCCACUUAUGUCAUAUUUUACAUAAAUGUACUACAUUCAUGCAUAUAUAUAUAUAAGCCUAUGCGUUUUUGUUUUUU